This is a messenger RNA of Argiope bruennichi, 1724 nucleotides long. It is a transcript of the gene SerRS-m, whose product is annotated as serine--tRNA ligase, mitochondrial-like. The record is from RefSeq and is a predicted model, not a curated record. Gene Ontology annotation, molecular function: ATP binding; tRNA binding; serine-tRNA ligase activity. Gene Ontology annotation, cellular component: mitochondrion. NCBI's taxonomy places the organism in Eukaryota, Metazoa, Arthropoda, Arachnida, Araneae, Araneidae. The transcript has 3 exons. Gene Ontology annotation, biological process: mitochondrial seryl-tRNA aminoacylation. Bases 345 to 1637 code for a protein of 430 amino acids.
GUUACCAGUAUAUAAGCCUUACCAAAAGUUUGAGGACCAUUUUCUCGAAAUUGACUGGCCAUUGCGUUUUAAUAUUUUCAUGAAUGAACAUUCUAAAUGCAUACUAUCAUUAUACUAAAUCUCAUCCCGAUCUCAGAUUUCAACCCCGUGCCCUCCCCUUGUAAGAUAAGUAAAACCUAUGCAUUUGCCUCACGUGAUUUAGACAGGCAAUGAAUGUUAAGAUACUUAGAUCCAUGCUUGUGAUAUAGACGCUUGUCAAAAAUUUUGAUUGUAUAACAUAUCUGGCAACAUGCAUUUUUCAAAAUAAACAAACCGGUAUAAGAAAAUUUUGUUCAGGACCAAGCAUGGCAUUAAUAAAAUUAAUACACCGUAACUUAUCAAGACUUAAUUCUACUUUACUUCUUCGCCAAUGUUCUUCUGUGUGCUCUAAGGAAGACGCGAUUGAUUGGGAUUAUUAUACUAAUCCAUCGAACUUGGUGGAAAUUGCAUCUAAUGUAAUGGCGAGAAAUGUACACGGCGAUUUGAAGAAUGUUCUUGAAAAAUUAAAAGAACUGAUUAAAGUGAAAGACGAUCCUGUACAGUCAAAAAUUUUAAAAGAAGCUCUUACUCCUGUGUUAUUUUGGCUUCCAAAUAAAACCCAUCCUAGAGUAGCACAAAAUAAAUCUGAAGAACCUGUAACAAUAGGUAAAGUUGGUGAUAAAGUACAUUUUACUUAUUUCCCAUCCUCAUUUAAUAAUUUAACUAAACGUUUGAAUGUUCUUCGAACAAAACAUUUAGGCCACAUGUGUGGCCACAGGAGUUAUUUUUUGAAAGGAGAUCUUGCAUUAAUGGAGCAAGCUCUAGUGAGAUUUGCACUCUCUAUGCUUAGAAAAAAAGGAUUCCAAAUGAUAUCAGUUCCAGAUAUUGUGCCUAGAAGUUUUCUAGAAAACUGCGGUAUGCGAACAGAAAAUAAGCAUUCUCAGGUAUUUCAUAUUGAUAAUUCUUGGGCUCCUGACCUUUGUUUAGCAGGAACUUCAGAAAUGGCAUUAGCUGCUUAUCUUGCAGAUGAAACACAUAAUAUUUCUGAUCUCCCUAUCAAAUUAUGUGCGGCCAGUAGAUGUUACAGAGCAGAAGCAAAAAGAGGUCAAAUGGAGAAAGGGAUUUAUAGAGUCCACUUCUUUACAAAGGUAGAAAUGUUUGGAAUAACAUCAAAUGAAUCUGGAGAAGAAAGUGAAUCUCUUCUUGAAGAAUUUACAUCAAUACAAAAAGAAUUAUUUACAGAUCUAGGUUUGCAUUUUAAAAUCCAAGAAAUGCCUCCAACUGAGCUUGGUUUACCAGCCUACCAUAAAAUUGAUAUGGAAGCAUGGAUACCUACUUUAAAAAUGUAUGGAGAAAUAUCCAGUGCAUCGAACUGUACAGAUUAUCAGAGUCGUAGAAUUGGUAUUAAAUAUAAUUCCUCUUCUGGACAAACAAAGUUCUGCCAUACAGUUAAUGCUACAGCAUGUGCUAUCCCAAGGCUGCUUAUCACAAUUUUAGAAAAUUUUCAAAAUCUUGAUGGUAGUAUAAAUAUUCCAAAACCUUUACAAAAGUACAUGCAGAAAGAAGUCAUUAAAGAUGCAUUUAAAGAGAAAAUGAUUUGUAUGAAACCUACACCAUAAAAUAUUUUUUCAUAUAUAUUAUUAAAAUUUGUAUUUAUUUGAAAUUAAUAAAUAAUUUAGUUAUAUAUCAAUAUAAGGAAUUGAUGA